AUGUCCCCGACCCGAACCCUGAAGGUCCGCGUGACUCUUUUCUUCAUCCUGGCUGGCGUCGUCCUGGCCCUGGUCGCCGUGGUGACUGACCACUGGGCCGUCCUGAGCCCCCACGUGGAGCACGGCAAUGACACCUGCGAGAUGGCCCACUUUGGCCUCUGGCGGAUCUGCACCAAGCGCCUCAUCCUGGGUGCCAGCGGGGACAAGAGCUGCAGAGCCUUCACCCUGUCGGGGGAGAAAAACUGCUCCUACUUCAGGCAUUUUAACCCUGGAGAGAGCUCGGAGAUCUUCCAUAUCACCACUCAGAAAGAGUACAGCAUCUCGGCGGCCGCCAUCUCGGUAAUCAGCCUCGGCUUCGUGGUCCUGGCCACUAUCUGCCUCCUCCUGUCCUUUGGGAAGAAGAGGGACUACUUGCUGAGGCCCGCGGCCAUGUUCUACGCCUUCGCAGGUCUCUGCAUCCUGGUCUCGGUGGAGGUGAUGCGGCAGUCGGUGAAGCGCAUGAUCGACAGCGAGGAGACUGCCUGGAUCGAGUACUUUUACUCCUGGUCCUUCGCGUGCGCCUGCGCCGCCUUCGUCCUUCUCUUCCCGGGCAGCCUGGCCCUGCUGCUCUUCUCCCUGCCGCGAAUGCCGCAGCACCCCUGGGAGUCCUGCAUGGACGCCGAGCCCGAGCACUAGC
Echinops telfairi (small Madagascar hedgehog) is the source of this 676-nucleotide messenger RNA. It is a transcript of the gene CACNG1, whose product is annotated as calcium voltage-gated channel auxiliary subunit gamma 1. Gene Ontology annotation, biological process: regulation of calcium ion transmembrane transport via high voltage-gated calcium channel; calcium ion transmembrane transport. Gene Ontology annotation, molecular function: voltage-gated calcium channel activity; calcium channel regulator activity. The coding region runs from base 1 to 675 and encodes 224 amino acids. The transcript has 4 exons. NCBI's taxonomy places the organism in Eukaryota, Metazoa, Chordata, Mammalia, Afrosoricida, Tenrecidae. Gene Ontology annotation, cellular component: membrane; L-type voltage-gated calcium channel complex. The record is from RefSeq and is a predicted model, not a curated record.